Molecule: messenger RNA, 954 nt
Organism: Macadamia integrifolia
Lineage: Eukaryota; Viridiplantae; Streptophyta; Magnoliopsida; Proteales; Proteaceae
Exons: 2
Coding region: 271-627 (118 amino acids)
Source: RefSeq, a predicted model, not a curated record
AAGCAACUCAUAGUGGGUAGGCGUGAACAAAAUGCCCCUCAUUUGUUUCCUUCUACCUUUUCUUCUCAUCCUUCUGUGACCUAUACAAUCCCACCCUUAAGCUGAACACACACACUCUUAGAGUCAAAACUUCUGUAAUCAUUUUGGAAACUCCCUCUUGCUCUGAUCUCUUUGUUCUGUUAGUAAAUGUCCAAAUUAAUUUAUUGUUGUUUCAUGCCCAAAGCUUGUGAUGCCAAUUCAAAAUUCAUAUAGCUUUAGAGCUAGCUAGUAAUGGCAUGUUUGAAUUUAAAUAGAGAUGGGAUCACUGAAAAUAUAGAUGCCAAUUUUAUCAACCAGAAGGUCAAGACAAGAGUAAUAUUGGCUGUACAUGCUAACAUGUUUAAUAGUAGCAGCAAGUCCCAAGGACCUUGCAUUGUAGCCCCUCCUACUCUUAAGAGUAAUCUGAAGAAUAAGACUACAAGUGUAGAGGAAAAUCAUGAUCUGAGAAAUGGGAGAAAGGUUAGUUGGCCUGAUAUUGCUCAUGGAAAAGAUCUUGCUCAGGUUCAAGUGUAUGAGUACUGCUCAAGUGUAUUGGAAGAGGGAGAGUCUGAGGGAGGGAGGAAUUCUUGCACUUGUGCUAUUCAAUGAAACAAGUUGAGAUGUUAAACUGAAGCACACCAAGGCAGCAGUAGACUGGUGAGCUUGAGACUUAAGGAUCCAAAACACUACACUCAUGAAGGAUGUACAGCGCAGAUUCUACAUGUCUUCAAUGCAUAUUGAGCUUCAAGCAUGUCAUCUGUUCAUCUAAACCUACAAAGAGGGUUUUUUUUUUUUUUUUCGAAUCACAGAAUCAAAGAACUGUUUCAAGACUCCAUACUGUCUAAUGUUGUUUAGUGUUGAAUCUUGUUUUUAUUUAAUCUAAUGUUUGAUCAUGUGGGAUAAUCAGUCCAUGAUGCAAGUUAAUUUGAUCUGUAA